Molecule: messenger RNA, 1854 nt
Organism: Thlaspi arvense
Lineage: Eukaryota; Viridiplantae; Streptophyta; Magnoliopsida; Brassicales; Brassicaceae
Source: the annotation of a GenBank genome assembly
AUGUUGGACAAUAUAUUUUGUAACGGAGAAGCUCCCUCUAGGGUAAUGGAAUGCAACAAGGAUGAAGCGAAAAGGGCAAUGGAUAUUGCUGAGAGGAAAGUUACAGAAAAAGACUACAAUGGGGCCAAAAAAUUCGCUAUCAAGGCUCAAAACUUAUACCCUCACCUUGAUGGCCUAAACCAGUUGCUGAUGACUGUUGAUGUUUAUAUCUCCGGAGAGAAACAAAUCAGCGGUGAAGCUGAUUGGUACGGUAUACUUGGUGUUGAUCCCUUGGCUGAUGACGAAGUGGUGAGAAAACAGUACCGGAAACUAGCUCUGAUGCUCCAUCCUGAUAAAAACAAGUGUAAAGGCGCAGAAGGUGCGUUUAAGCUGCUCUCUGAAGCUUGGAGUCUACUAUCUGACAAGUCCAGGAGAUUCUCAUAUAACUUGAAGAGGCAGGUUAAAGAAAAAUUCACAACAACGCAGAGUGGGAAUCCACUGCGUCGCCCACCAAGCUCUAACGGGUAUCAAAAUGUAAAAGAACCUGUGGUUUCGCGUCCUAGGGCUAGAACUAAGCCCGCUGCUCCGCCUGUUCGUAUGGAUAGACCCCGCAUGGAUCCUCCUGUCGUUGUCGCUCCGGUUCGGAAGGAGAGCAGUACGUUUUGGACAAUGUGCAACGCGUGCAAGACUCAGUAUGAGUACCUGAGGGUUUAUCUGAACCAGAUCUUGCUUUGUCCGAACUGUCGUGAAGGUUUCGUCGCAGCUGAGAAAGCUCCGCCUCCGAGUGUUCCUCCGAAGCCAGUGAACCUCUCUUUUAACCAACAGCACCGCAGUUCCAAAACCCAAGCAACAAACAAGAACUCAUAUGGUACUUCCUCUGGGAGAGAGCCUGCAACAUCUGGUAGCCAUGGUUUUCGGUGGGAAUCUUUAUCAAGAAUGCACGGUUCUAACAACCGAAAUGCCACAAAUCAAGCUGCUGCUGCGAAUGUAGUUCAGCAAGCACAAGAUAGAGUGAAAAGAGGGUUUGGGGAGUCGCAAGAAAGAGAUGUUGCUAGAGGAUUCACAAACUCUGAUCUGAAGAAUUUUAAGAAGCCGAAGACAGAUGACUCCCGCAUGUCUGACUUUCACAACUUUGAUCUUGACCGAUCUGAAACUUCUUUUCAAGACGACCAGAUUUGGGCUGCUUAUGACGAUGACGAUGGAAUGCCUCGGUUCUACGCCCGCAUCCAAAAGGUGAUUUCUCUGAAUCCCUUCAAGAUGAGAAUCAGCUGGUUCAAUACCAAAAGCUGCAAAGAGUUUGGUCCUAUGGACUGGGUAGGCUCUGGCUUCGCUAAAUCAUGUGGAGAUUUUAGGUCAGGGAAGUACGAGUUAACAGAUGCACUCAACGCCUUUUCCCACAAAGUGGAUUUCACCAAAGGUGCAAGAGGACUCCUUCAUAUUUAUCCCAAGAAGGGACAAGUCUGGGCAUUGUACCGAAACUGGUCCCCUGAGUGGGACAGGGAUACACCUGAUGAAGUCAAACACAAGUACGACAUGGUGGAAGUUCUUGAUGAAUACACAGAAGAUAAGCAAAACCUAACAGUGACUCUCUUAGUCAAAGCUGAAGGAUUCAAGGCAGUUUUCCGCAGAAGCACAGAGGAGAAAGACGUGAGAAAGAUUCAAAAGGAAGAGAUGUUUAGAUUCUCUCACCAAGUGCCACACUACGUUCUUACAGGGAAAGAAGCUGAUAACGUACCAGAAGGUUGUCUGGAGCUAGACCCGGCGGCAACUCCUUGUGAAUUACUUUUAGAGGAGAAAGAGUCAUCACAAAUGGACAUUGACAAAUGUGAGAAAAGCUCAGCUCGGGAGGAAGAAAUGGGUAUGAAAAUAGAUUAG